Molecule: messenger RNA, 4613 nt
Organism: Artibeus jamaicensis (Jamaican fruit-eating bat)
Lineage: Eukaryota; Metazoa; Chordata; Mammalia; Chiroptera; Phyllostomidae
Gene: CEP104
Product: centrosomal protein 104
Exons: 22
Coding region: 258-3089 (943 amino acids)
Cellular component (GO): cilium
Source: RefSeq, a predicted model, not a curated record
CGAAGACCGGGCUGGGCCCGGUCUGGUUGUCAUGAGAGCGGCAGCCGCGGCCACAGCGCUGGGUGUAGACUGCUGGGACUGCUCCUUCCUCGCCACUGAUGCUGCGGCUCGCGGGGGCUGGCGCUCCCGGGGCUGCGAAGUCGGCGCUACCUGAGCUCUGCCGAAGUCGCGGCGCUCCCGGAGUUGGACGGAAGGCCCUGGGGGUCGUGUGGGAGCCGAGGUCCCGCGGCCUUCGGUCCUGACAGCCGGUGCCCAGAAUGCCCCACAAGAUCGGAUUCGUCGUGGUCAGCUCGUCAGGGCACGAGGACGGCUUCAGUGCCCGGGAACUGAUGAUCCACGCCCCGACCGUCAGCGGGUGGAGGUCACCGAGGUUUUGCCAGUUCCCACAGGAAAUCGUCGUCCAGACUGUGGAGCGAUGCCGCAUCAGGAAGCUGCAGCUGCUGGCCCACCAGUACAUGGUCCCCAGCAAGGUCGAGUUCUACGUCAGCGAGAGCCUGCCCGAGUACUUCGCCCCGUACCAGGCCGAGCGGUUCCGCAGGCUCGGGUACGUCUCCCUCUGUGACAACGAGAAGACGGGGUGCAAAGCCCGGGAGCUGAAGUCGGUGUAUGUGGACGCGGUGGGACAGUUCCUGAAACUGAUCUUUCACCAGAACCAUGCCAACAAGUACAACAUCUACAAUCAGGUCGCUCUGGUGGCGAUAAACAUCAUCGGGGACCCUGCGGACUUCGGCGACGAAACCAACCUUGCCUCCAGAGAGAAGCUGAUCGACCACUACCUGGGGCGCGGCGCAGAGGACCCUGCUCUGGAAGGCGCCUGCACAGGGAAGUCCGACUACAUCUCCCCGCUGGACGACCUCGCGUUCGACAUGUACCAGGACCCGGAGGUGGCACAGAUCAUCCGCAGGCUGGACGAGCGGAAGCGCGAAGCUGUCCAGCAGGAGCGGUACGACCUGGCCAAGAGGCUGAAGCAGGCCAUCGCCGACCUGCAGAAGGUCGGGGAGCGGCUGGGGCGGUACGAGGUGGAGAAGCGCUGCGCCGUGGAGAAGGAGGACUACGACCUGGCCAAGCACAAGAAGCGGCAGAUGGAGCAGUACCGCAGCCGGGCCUACGCACAGCUGGAGCUGCACAGCCUGGUGGACGCCGAGCCGAUGAAGAGGCCUUUCAACUUGCCGCCGCAGCCCCUCGCGCGUCCUGGAAGUCCCCGCCGCCAACCACCCGUGCUGCCACCAUCUCCACCAGAAGAAAGGGGGGCAGAGAACCAGCUCGCGGUACCCCUCCUUCAGGAAAAGCCCUCGGCGCACUCCCUGGACGCCUCUCCCCAGCCCUGCACCGCGGACCCGCCAUCCCUGCCCGCCACACACCGUCGCCUGAAGGCCCACGCGCCCUCCGUCGGCCGGUGUCCGCACGGAGCCCGGCAGCCCCUUGCCCUCCCGCAGCACGAGCCCUACGACGAGCGGCCGCUUCCCGCGGUCCGCAAGCUGCCCGCAGCAGCCGCCACGGAGCCGGACAAGAGCGACGUGGACGCCAGCGAGGCGCCCAGAGGGGGAGUGCUGGGCGCACCGGAGCCCCUGACGGAGAAGGCGCUGCGGGAGGCCAGCUCCGCCAUCGAGGUGCUGGGGGAGACCUUGGUGGCCGGGGCCUAUUCCAAAACGUGGUCGCACCGUGAGGACGCGCUGCGUGUCCUGCACGAGCAGCUGACGGACAUGCCGGGGGACACCCCGAAGGAGGAGCUGAGGAGUGUGCUGCGGGCAGCCACCUUCCUGGUCAGGAGAGCCAUCCAAGACAUGGUGACCCCGGUCUUCCAGGCCGCUCUGAAGCUGCUGAAGAUGAUCAUCACCCAGUACAUCCCUAAGCACAGACUGAGCAAACUCGAGACAACGCACUGUGUGGAGAGAACCAUCCCCGUUCUGCUCGCGAGAACCGGGGACUCGUCUGCUCGUCUGCGGGCUGUGGCUUCGAACUUCAUUCAGGAGGUGGCCCUGUUUAAGGAAGUGAAGGCUCUCCAGGUGAUCCCGUCUUACCUGGUGCAGCCCCUGAAGGCCAACGCCUCGGCCCACCUGGCCCUGAGUCAGCUGGACCUGCUGGCCCGGCUGCUGAAAGACCUGGGCACCGACGGCUCGGGCUUCACGGUGGACAGCGUGAUGAAGUUCGCAGUGUGCGCCCUGGAGCACCGGGUGUACGAGGUCCGAGAGGCGGCAGUGCGGGUCGUCCUGGACAUGUACCGGCAGCACCGGGCCCUCGUCCUGGACUACCUCCCCCCGGAAGACAGCACCGCGCGCAGGAACGUGCUCUACAAGACCGUCUUUGAGGGUUUCGCAAGAAUCGAUGGCAGGCCUGCCGCUGCCGAGAUCAGGGCGCAGAAAAAAGCGGCUACAGAAGAAGCAGAAAAGCGAAAGAAAGAAGAAAUUAAAGUCUUACAGGGGCAGUUGGCAGCACUGAAAGAAAUGCAGGCUGAAGUCCAGGAGCAAGACAGCGAGGCUGCCGAGGCAGAGGCUCCGGUCGCUCACAGAAGAGAAGCGGCCCCGCCCUGUGCCCCGGGGGCUCCAGAGAGUCACCACCUGGACUACCUGUGCAUCUUCUGUGGGGAGCGGAGCGAGGCCUUCACGGAGGAGGGGCUGGACCUGCACUACUGGAAGCGCUGCCUCAUGCUGACGCGCUGUGAGCACUGCAGACAGGUGGUGGAGAUCUCCAGCUUGACGGAGCACCUGCUGACGGAGUGUGACAGCAAGGACGGGUUUGGCAGGUGUUUCCGCUGCAGCGAGGCUGUGCUGAGGGAAGAGCUGCCCAGACACCUCAGGAUGAAGGACUGCCACCCUGCCAAACCGGAGAAGCUGGCCAACCGGUGCCCUCUGUGCCACGAGAACUUCGCGCCUGGAGAGGAGGCGUGGAAAGCUCACCUGAUGGGCCCCGCGGGCUGCACGAUGAACCUGCGCAGGACGCACGUGCUGCACAAGGCUCCGCCCCCCCCACAGGGCAGAGGCCCAGCCGUGGCCAAGGCCGGGAGCUCUGGGCCGAAGGUGGGAAGCAAGAUCCCCACCCCGAAGGGGGGCCUGAGUAAGAGCUCCGGCAGGACCUUCAUGAAGCGAUGAUGUGGCGGACUUCUGUCUCCACCUGGGGAUCGAGCAAACCUCCCUCAUGAACCUCUCCUGGAAGCCACCUGCAGGGGGCGGCACGUGCUCCGCCCUGCUGUCCCCGCCUGGCACCCUGUGGGGACGACCAGAGAAGCGGCCUCCUGAGCUGGGACCUGACCUCCGUGUUACAGCCGAAAACAAGCAGGGCUCGCGACGCCCUAGGCCCGGGCAGCCCCAGAGCCCUGUGCUGCCAGGGGGCGCCGGGCAGGGCGUGUGGCGGGGGCACCCGGUUUCCAUGCCGGCUGCGCGGGAGACCUGCGCAUAUGGGUUUCCCCGGCCUCCCGCGGGGAAGGUCUGGCAGGGGAGCGGGAUGGGAGAGCAAGCGCGUGCUCGAACCUCUCCCAGGCAGCAUCUGUCUGCACAGCCCGUGUUUCCCUCUGUGACGAGAAAUAAAAGUUAAAAAACACAGUAGCUCCCGAGAGCGGGUCCCCUCCAGCACUCACGUCUGAUGUCCACCUCUUCCCUGUCCCUCUGAGGACCGCGGUGGAGCUGGGGCUGUGAGGUCACCUUUCUCACACACUGUAUGAUACUGAAAGCCAACACGCCACUCACAAGGACGACACCAAACUCGGAAUCCCGUCUCCUGCCAGCUCCGGACCAGCCCCACCCGCAGAAGUGGUUCCCCUGCCGCCUCCUCCCCAGGCAGCACACUCGGCCACACCCAGCCUCUUCCUGCCCGGCCGGUGUGCCCCAGGGCCCAGUCCGCCCAGACCACAGCCAGCUGGCCCUCUGCACCUCCUCCUGUGGCGGGGCGCCGCCACCCGAUGCCUCAGAUGCCAAGAUAAUUACAAAAUAACCCAUUUUGGCAAAACAGACACGUUGGUUUUCUAAUCCAUUUUUGAGGUGCCGAUAAAACACCUUAAAACAGAACAAUAACAAGAAAAGUUAACCAAGAGAUUUAUCUUUCCAAUCAAAACUUUUAAGGCGUACAUAUGUUUUCCAUAUAUUUUAACUUACAAAUAUUUGCAAAAAUACUUAGCUUUUAGUGGUUGGCAAAAUUGGGUGCAUUUAAAACUGGUUAGCCUGCUGGUUACCAAAGAGUCUCGAGUUUGUGGUGGAGUGACCCAGGGUGAUGGCUGGUGGCUGCCAAAGCUGCACAGAGUUACUGACUGUUAAGGAACCUACACUAGAGGCUGAAAAUGCAGUCAUAACUAAGUGUCUGAAUUUGGGAUGGUAAUUAACAAUUGAAUUUUUCAUGACUAUGUUAUGGGUAUUUAACAACAUUUAUUUUCUAUUUCAUACUUCAGAAUAUUCUAUCAAUCUAAUUUAAAAGGAUUGUAUCUAUAAAUGGGCAUUAUAAUACAAUUGUAAACCCUUUUGAUGAAAAUUUGCAACUUUUGCUAUUUUAACAUAGUUUUCUAUUUGUGUUUAUUCCAGGUCAGGUACCAGAGUUACAAAUUUCUGAGUAAUAUAUUUUCAUUGCUGUUCCAGGACUUAGUUAAUCCACCUGGAACACAUUAAUAUAAUAAAAAGGUCACUCAA